AUGACAUAUUCCACCGGCAGAGGAGGUGCUGGUAAUAUCCAUUCUUCCAUGAAUAUCACUUCUGACAACAACUACAUAUCACCAUCAAAAUCAGCUUCUCAAACGCCAACGCAGAAUACUAAAUCAAAUUCUCCAGAAUUAUCCAAGACAAUAUCAAACAACAAACGAGUCUAUUACUCUACAGGACGAGGAGGUGCAGGUAACAUCCAGUCCUCAGAUCAAAUACCUUCUCCAAAAUUAGUACCCAUGGGUUCAAAUACCCCACAGUUGACUACUAAUAAAAUAACUACUGGUAGAGGAGGAUAUGGGAAUAUGGUUGAUAAUGAUAGUCCUCAAUUAAGUAGAAAAUUACAAGAUGUUGAUGGUCCUCCAUUGGAAAAUGAUUUAAAAGCAAUCGCAUCAAAUAAAUCAUUUCUGGUUGGUAGAGGUGGAUUUGGAAAUGUGAUUUCUAAUUCAAGAAGUAAUGCCAGUAGUGGUGAUGCUAAUGCAAAUGCAAAUGCUGGACCUGGACCUGUUACUAGUGCAGGAAGUGAUGUGCCUAAUUUAUAUACCAUUUCUUCUCGUGGUGAUCAAAAGGAUAAGAAGAAACCAGGGUUUUUAUCUAAAAUUAAAGAAAUCUUUGGUCAAUAA
Messenger RNA from Hemisphaericaspora subhashii, 630 nucleotides. RefSeq lists its product as uncharacterized. The record is from RefSeq and is a predicted model, not a curated record. NCBI's taxonomy places the organism in Eukaryota, Fungi, Ascomycota, Pichiomycetes, Serinales, Debaryomycetaceae. Bases 1 to 630 code for a protein of 209 amino acids. The transcript has a single exon.